UUUAAUUUACAUUCCAAUAAUUCAUUGUGAAUGUUGCAUACUGCAUUAGCAAUCAUUUGAUAUAGUGAUUUGUGUUAUUUGUGAUUAAAAUGAAGGAAUUUUUUAUAUUAUUUCCAUUAAUUAUAACAGUUAAUCAUGCGUUUGGUUUAAGUAUUAAUGACCUUACUGUGUCCAACUAUCACUUGAAAACGGGAAUACCUGAAGCAGCUAGAAUGAUGAUUCUGGAAGCGAAAGAAAUGGCGAUGUCAGGUCUUGACUCAAUAGUCGGUGGUCAGAUCAGCGAUAUAUCAAAAACUCCUUAUCAAGCAGGUCUUGUAAUCCAAGUUCUUCGACUGCUAACAUCUGUAUGCGGAGGCUCUCUCAUAUCUAAAAACAGAGUUGUAACUGCCGCACAUUGCAUAGACGAUGGCUCUGUAUCAGCACAAUCAGUUACAGUGGUGCUGGGAUCAAACAAAAUUUUUGCAGGAGGAGAACGAAUCACUUCGAAUGGCUUUGUCGUUCAUCACAAUUGGAAUCCGAAAACACUUUUAAAUGAUAUUGCAAUCGUUUUUAUUCCAUCAGUGAAAUAUACAGAUGUUAUUCGGCCUAUUAACUUACCACCCACUUCUGUGUUACGAGAGCAAUUUGUAGGAUGGACUGCAAUCGCGUCUGGAUACGGCAGAACUAGUACCGGCAGCAAGAUUACACAGGAUCAACGUAUUAGUUCUGUUAAUCUUAAAAUUAUAACAAAUUCGGAAUGUAAGGAUACUUAUAAGAACAUAUCUCGCAAGAAUAUAUGUACAAGCGGGGUUGAUUCAGAAGGAACCUGUAAUGGCGACUCUGGGGGACCACUAGCAGUUACUAUUGAUGAUAAACCUAUACUGAUUGGCAUCACGUCAUUCGGCGCAAAAGCUGGUUGCGAGGUUGGCUACCCUGCUGCUUAUACCAGAGUAACUUCAUUUGUAUCCUGGAUAAACGAAAUAUAAAUACAAAUAUACAUAUAUUGAAAUGUAUUACGCAUUACUUUGUGGCACUCCAUUAUUAACAUAUUAUUAUGUCAAAACCUUAAAUAAUUUAGUCUAUAUAGAGCCUGUUGCUGUUAGACAACCGAAGAAAACAGGUCAGGUUUACCAGGUACUUUAGUGUGUGUGACUAGCUACGUCUUACACUUGCGAUUUGUAUGUCACUUUGUGUUAGUGUGCGUGCAUUGCUCAAAAUAUAGGCUUACUGUCAACCUCAAUAUUGUUCGACGUUUUCACAGCUGUCACAGUCUAUCUAGUACGUACGUAUAAAUGAUCUAAGUUCAAAAAUAUAUUACAAUAAAAAUAAA
Messenger RNA from Leptidea sinapis, 1309 nucleotides. RefSeq names its product brachyurin-like. Gene Ontology annotation, biological process: proteolysis. The transcript is spliced from 5 exons. Bases 90 to 965 code for a protein of 291 amino acids. Gene Ontology annotation, molecular function: serine-type endopeptidase activity. The record is from RefSeq and is a predicted model, not a curated record. Lineage: Eukaryota; Metazoa; Arthropoda; Insecta; Lepidoptera; Pieridae.